Molecule: messenger RNA, 894 nt
Organism: Sinocyclocheilus rhinocerous
Lineage: Eukaryota; Metazoa; Chordata; Actinopteri; Cypriniformes; Cyprinidae
Product: germ cell-specific gene 1-like protein
Exons: 5
Coding region: 1-894 (297 amino acids)
Cellular component (GO): plasma membrane
Source: RefSeq, a predicted model, not a curated record
AUGGGUAUACAGCAUGCUCAGAGAACAUCCCUGGCUCUCACGCUCAACUACGUGGCGUUCGCCUUGGCCGUUUCGGCCGUCACCACUAGCUACUGGUGUGAGGGGACCAGGAAGGUGGUAAAGCCUUUCUGCAUGGGGUCAGUGAAAGUCAAGCAGACAUACUGCAUCCGCUUUAACAGCUCCAACAUCAACGACACACGGCUGGUGCAGUACAUCUACGAAACCGGAGAGGAGAAGUUCCUCAUGAGGAAGUUCCAUGCGGGGAUCUGGUUCUCCUGUGAACAAACCGUGGACUUAAUAGGAUUUAACUGUAGAAGCUUUUUAGAGAUCACACCAGAUCAUGAAAGAGGAGUGCUCUGGCUGUGUAUUGUGGCUGAGUGUCUGUACAUUGCUCUGCUGUUCACUGGUGGAGCUUUGAUGGUGAUAGAGAUGUGCCCAUGCUUUAACUUGAUAAACAGACUCAAGCUCAAUGCCUUUGCAGCUCUGUGCACUGCUCUCUCAGGCCUUUUCGGGAUGGUUGCACAUAUGAUGUUCACCACGUCAUUCCAGCUGGCUGUCCAGAUGGGUCCAGAAGACUGGAGACCUAAGACAUGGGACUAUAGCUGGUCCUAUCUUCUGGCAUGGGGCUCCUUUGGCACCUGCAUGGGCUCGGCGGUCACAGUUCUAAACCAUUACACCAAAACCAUCAUUGAGUUUAAGUUCAAGAGGAGGACCAUUGAGAAGAAACUGCGCAUCAAGCAGAAGAUCCUGGAGCUGGACAUGCCAGAAGACUUAUGGUACAUCACUUCAUUGCAAGAGCAAGCAGACCAACACGCUGCCCUGCAUGUGAAUGGCAACGAACCAUCCUGCUUCAGCCCCACAAUACUGGACAACUGGGACAGAGAAUACUGUUGA